This is a messenger RNA of Impatiens glandulifera, 1914 nucleotides long. RefSeq lists its product as uncharacterized. Bases 49 to 1707 code for a protein of 552 amino acids. The transcript is spliced from 18 exons. NCBI's taxonomy places the organism in Eukaryota, Viridiplantae, Streptophyta, Magnoliopsida, Ericales, Balsaminaceae. The record is from RefSeq and is a predicted model, not a curated record.
AGUUACAGUGAAGGAGAUAACACUUCGGCAGCUAAGAAGGUGAAGAAUAUGGAGUCAAACGGAAAUACAGAAAUGGACGAAGGAAAAGGAGAACGUAUAAACAACAACGAUAAAGAUUACGAAAUGACUACCUUCGAGGUUGAAGAAGCAAGAAAGAGGAAACACAUUGAAUAUUCUUCCAAUGCAACAAUAUCUGUUACUGCUCAUGAAAAGGAGGAAAAAAUGGUUAUUACUCCAAAAGAAGAUGAUGUCAAGAAAUAUAGUAGUGUUAAUGUGGAAACUCUUCCUCUUCCUAAACAAGCUACUGACAAAGCUGAUGUCAUUGGUCUGUCGAAGGAAGAGCAGAUUACAAUAAAUAAGAUCGUGAAUAUUGUUGAGCCAAAGGAAAAUAAAAAAAUGGAUAAAGAUUACGAAAUGACUACGUUCGAGGUUGAAGAAACAAGAAAGAGGAAACACAUUGAAUAUUCUUCCAAUGCAACAAUACCUGUUACUGCUCAUGAAAAGGAGGAAAAAAUGGUUAUUACUCCAAAAGAAGAUGAUGUCAAGAAAUAUAGUAGUGUUAAUGUGGAAACUCUUCCUCUUCCUAAACAAGCUACUGACAAAGCUGAUGUCAUUGGUCUGUCGAAGGAAGAGCAGAUUACAAUAAAUAAGAUCGUGAAUAUUGUUGAGCCAAAGGAAAAUAAAAAAAUGGAUAAAGAUUACGAAAUGACUACGUUCGAGGUUGAAGAAACAAGAAAGAGGAAACACAUUGAAUAUUCUUCCAAUGCAACAAUACCUGUUACUGCUCAUGAAAAGGAGGAAAAAAUGGUUAUUACUCCAAAAGAAGAUGAUAAGAUCGUGAAUAUUGUUGAGCCAAAAAAAAAUAAAAAUAUGGAUGAAGAUUAUGAAACCAGUAGCUUCGAGGAUAUUGCUACUAGUGAAUCUGAUGAUGAUGAAGAGGUUAUGAAGAAGUCGGAGGAAGACCUGAUUACAAUAACGGUCCAGAAGUAUCCUUGCAAAUCUUGUAAAUGGUCAUUCUCUACAGAAAAAAAAUUACAUGAUCACAUCAGAAAUUUCCAUGUGGAGAAGCCUACAAUGUUAACCGAUGUAGAAAGUGUUUGUAGUGUUAAUGUGGGAACUCUUCCUCUUUCAAAACCAGCUACCGACAAAGCUAAUGCCAAUGGUCCGUCGAAGAAAGAACAAAUUGCAAUAAAAGUCCAGAAGUAUCCUUGCAAAUCUUGUAAAUGGUCAUUCUCUACAGAAAAAAGAUUACAUGAUCACAUCAGAAUUUUCCAUGUGGAGAAGUCUACAAUGUUAACCGAUAAGAUCGUGAAGAUUGUUGAGCCAAAUGAAAAUACAAAAAUGGAUGAAGGAGUAGAACGUAGAAACAGUAAUGAAGAUUAUGAAAUCAGUAGCUUCGAGGUUGAAGAAGCGAGAAAGAGGAGACGCAUUGAAAAUUCUUCCAAUGCAACAAUACCUAUUACUACUCCAAAAGAAGAUGAUGUGAAGAAAGUUAGUAGUAUUGUCAAUGUUGAAACACUCCCUCUUUCAAAACAAGCUACCGACGAAGCUAAUGUCAUUACUCAGUCGAAAGUCAAUUCAUAUCCUUGCAAGUCUUGUAUUAAGUCAUUCAAAUCAGAUAAAGCAUUACAACAGCACAUUCGUGAUAAGCAUGAGGACAAAACUUGCAAAUCAAUUUCAACCUCUUCUCCCAUAAUCAUCAGUUAAAGUGGACUAUUCUAUAUCUCUAUCAGUUGGACAGAUCUGGUUGUUUAUUAAGAAUGUUUCAAAUAACUUCAUGUUUUAUUUUAUUGAAUUUACAUUAUAUUUGAUUAUACAUUUCAAUAGAAAAACUUAAAGUCAAUGCUGUUGGGAUGCUGCUUCAAUUGGAAUUGGUUCUACUUUUUAUCUAAAUAUAAAUCAGAUUACAAUUUA